AUCGCGCGCUCUGUACGCCGCACCUGUUUUAAUCCCGCAAAACUGGAAAUCCGAAGCACAGCACACAGAGAGUCGGCCGCGCACAUGUUACUGAUAUACACACCUCGUCCCACAUUUAUAGGAUAUACUGAAGUCAGGGAGUCGACGAAGUGGGAGAGCAGGAACACUGUGCCUGCACCCAGACGGAGAUGCCAGGACUUUACAGCCUUUUCGGCAUCAUGUAGGACAGGAUGAAGCCCUGCACACCCGUGUUGAUUAGGAGGAGUGAAGUGGACGGAGUGACAGAUGCUUCCUUGACCAACUCUUCAAAUGUUGAUGACCGAAGGAUGGAGAAACAGACCUUGGUGACAGCUAUCAGUUUGUCCAUGAGCCUGGCGUCACUGGUGCUUCUCAUCACCGCUAUCAUGACUGACCACUGGUACGAGACGGACACCACACGGCACAGGCAGAACUGCGACCAGUUCGGUCCGGACGCCAACGAACACAAGAACCGGUUGAUGCCCAUCUAUCACCUGCCCCUGAUGGACAGCAGCAAUCCUCGGAGGAACCAGGCGCUGCUCCGGGCGAUCCACGUCGGGAGUAGAGAGGAGCUCCUGGAAAAUUGGAGGUCCAUUUUGGGAAUGGGAAUUUUAGAAACGGAAUGCGGGCGCCCCAUUUUCUCCACUUACUCUGGACUUUGGAGGAAAUGUUAUUAUCUAGGAAAGGACAAGGACAUCGACAACCUCAUAUCCAAGGGUAUAGCCCAGCGAUGCACCAUCAUCAAGUACCAUUUCUCCCAGCCCAUACGGCUCCGCAACAUCCCUCUCAACCUGACCCGCACCAUCCAGCAGGACGAGUGGCACCUCUUACACCUGCGGCGGAUCACAGCAGGGUUUCUAGGCAUGGCGGCAGCCGUUCUGUUGUGUGGCUGCAUCGUGGCGUCUGUCAGCUUCGCCUGGGAGAAGUCUCUCACUCAGCACGUCUCUGGGCUGCUCUUUCUCAUGGCAGGGAUCUUCAGCACCAUCUCCCUGUGUACCUACGCGGCCAACGUGUCCUACGACCUGGCCAGGGUCCCUCCCUUCAUCUACGGGCUGCCUGCUGACGUGGAGCAUGGCUACAGCUGGUCCAGCUUCUGUGCCUGGCUCAGUCUGGGGCUGACGGUGACGUCUGGAUGCAUGUGCACCACCUUCCCCAUCCUCAGCUGUAGCAGCAGCAAAGCCCAGCAGGGCAAGGGUGCCCCCAACGCCGGUGUCUGACACACACCUUGCUGCGUUUGAUAUACACUUUGCUGUGUGUUACACACACACUGAGCUGCAGCAAGGGCUUGUAGGAAGAAAGAGUCUAAUAUGUCUGUGUCCGACACACCCCUUUACUGUGUCGGACACACCUCUUACUGCAUCUUUCACAUCAACAGCCUGCUGACCAAGCCCAUCCCCAGACAUCUGUCUGACACUGCUGCAGCAGGCGCCUGGGACUAACAUUAGACCCUGCAUCUAAAUCUAGGUUACCUCCAUGGAGCAAAACAUCCUGGAAUUGUGGAAGUAUUGAACCAUCAAUGUUGGCUUCACCCCUGCAUUCAUGCUUUGUCUGGGGCCUUUAUGCAAUUAUGUCUGUGAUUCAGCCUACUGCUACAUUUCCUAUGUGUGAUCAGAAUUCAGUGUCAUGCAAAUAACUGUCAAAUCACUGGUGGGAAAACAGAGGCCUUGACGUGUCAUCAAAAAUGAAAGUUAUUUGAAAGGAAAAUAACUAUAGAAAAGAAGAUUGAAUUUCUAGAAAGAUGUGGCUCAAACUGACAUUGAUAUGUACUCUGACCAUAAUGGAUCAAGCAGAAUAUACUUAGAAUAGCAGAUCUCUAACCAAAAUUGUAAGGACAUCCAUUAAUCCUCUUGUCAAUGGACACAGACCAAACCCCUGUGCAUACGCACCUAAACCCCCCAUCAAUGGAUACCAACCCCUAAUCCUCCCAGUGGAACCUAAGCGGAGUGUAUUUACCUUAGUCUCAGUGGAUGUAUUCUGUAAUCUAAUCCCAGAUAGUGUAUAAUUGUUGGAUGUGAGUCAUUGUCUGAUUGGGUAAAUAGAGCUGCAGAAUUUCAGACUCCUGAGAAGUGAAACUGAGGAACUCAAGAACUAUGCAUUAUUUCCUUCCACCAUUAACAAAGUAAUUGGAAAUAUAGAAUAAAAGUAGUAACACAAUUGGGUUUGACAUUC
Molecule: messenger RNA, 2187 nt
Organism: Oncorhynchus nerka (sockeye salmon)
Lineage: Eukaryota; Metazoa; Chordata; Actinopteri; Salmoniformes; Salmonidae
Product: transmembrane protein 178A-like
Exons: 4
Coding region: 231-1235 (334 amino acids)
Biological process (GO): regulation of cytosolic calcium ion concentration; negative regulation of osteoclast differentiation
Cellular component (GO): endoplasmic reticulum membrane
Source: RefSeq, a predicted model, not a curated record